AUGUCGAAGAUUGAAGAGAUAGACCCGCGUGAUAUUGACUAUCAUAGAUGGUCAAGAGUACAUGCAACGGUGAAUAGAACUUGGACUAUGACAUCAAACAUUGUAGAGUCGUUGAAUGCUGUAACAAAAGAUGCAAGAGAGCUGCCAAUAUUUGACCUAUUAGAGUAUAUGAGGACACUUCUUGAACGUUGGACGAACGAGAAGUUAUUGAAGGCAAAUGGUACUUUCACAUUCCUUGGGUCCAAAUUCAACAAAGAAUUGGAGAACAACAGAACAUUAUCUCAUAAACUUAGGGUGAGUGCUUCAACAGAUCAUAUCCAUACUGUGAUAGAUGGUGUGAAGCGGUAUAUUGUGUGUCUUGAAAGCAAGAAAUGUAGCUGUGGCCAGUUCCAACUUGAAGAACUUCCAUGUGUGCAUGCUUUGGCAGCUUUAAGGAACGGGAAUGAAACUUAUGAAAACUAUUGCUCUCCGUAUUACACAAAGAAGAGCCUACUGCGUACAUGUGAAAUACCAGUAAAUCCCCUUCCUGAUGAAAGUAAAUGA
This is a messenger RNA of Nicotiana tabacum (common tobacco), 543 nucleotides long. RefSeq lists its product as uncharacterized. Gene Ontology annotation, molecular function: zinc ion binding. Lineage: Eukaryota; Viridiplantae; Streptophyta; Magnoliopsida; Solanales; Solanaceae. The record is from RefSeq and is a predicted model, not a curated record.